This is a messenger RNA of Phlebotomus papatasi, 772 nucleotides long. It is a transcript of the gene e(r), whose product is annotated as enhancer of rudimentary homolog. The transcript is spliced from 3 exons. Bases 162 to 473 code for a protein of 103 amino acids. The record is from RefSeq and is a predicted model, not a curated record. Lineage: Eukaryota; Metazoa; Arthropoda; Insecta; Diptera; Psychodidae.
UCCCAAAAGUGUGACACCGGCUACAGCUGUCAAGCUACUUUUUCGCUGGAUCUUGUUUUGUUGACAAAAACAGGACAAAUAAGGCAGUUUAGCAGCUAAAAUUUUUAGUGAAGCCUACAAAGGAUCAUUGGAAAUAUACUGUAUAGUUCACAGGAACGGAAAUGUCUCACACAAUUUUGUUGGUGCAGCCGGGGGCGCGUCCGGAGACUCGCACCUACAGCGACUACGAGAGCGUCAACGAAUGUAUGGAAGGAGUUUGCAAGAUCUACGAGGAACACCUCAAGCGCAGGAAUCCCAAUUCACCCACAAUCACCUACGAUAUUAGCCAAUUGUUUGAUUUCGUCGAUCAACUCACAGAUUUAAGUUGUCUAGUGUAUCAAAAAUCCACAAACACCUACGCUCCGUACAACAAAGAAUGGAUCAAGGAGAAAAUUUACGUGCUGCUGCGUCAAGCAGCCGGGAAUACGGACUGAAUUUGUUUCCCGGACGUUUCCGCCGACUAAGUUUCUGCCCAUUUUUCACGUGAGUGCUGGAGCUAUUUGUUUUUUUUUUUAUAAAGAUUUCACUCAUAUAAAGGCAAUUUUAUUUGAUACAGCAUUUAAAAUUGCGCACUCACAAAAAAAAAAUUAAAAUUGGUGGAACAAUUGUGAAAAACUAAACACCAAUUAUUUGGUGCAUUCAUUUUCAUUCAUUCAAAAAAAGCGAAAAUAUUUCAAUAUUUGUACGAUGAGAAUUUUCAUGCGAAAUAAAAACCCUGAUAAGUUUAAUGUAA